AUGGUUACUGCGUUUGAACAGUGGGUACCUUGCUCCAGAUGCUUACAGUGUAGAGCCACAGUUUUUGUGAUUCUGUUGCACAGUCGCUACUGCCCUAACUACUAUUGUUUUAAACAGGAUACUGUGGUUGAUGCUGAAAUUGUGAGAGCUUUCGCCGACAGUGUAUCAGUGACUUUUACUGAAAAUACGCUUAACCGCGACAUAAAACUAGACGAAACCGUCAAUGUAGCCUACAAUGAGUGUAGUACGAUGUCCGUGAGAAAACAAGAAAUGUUAGUUCAGUCGACCCUCAACAGUCCCCGAGUGUCCGGAGUUGACUCAGAACCUUAUUUUAUGAUAGUUGCAGUGACGAUUUUGUCCUUCCGUACUCAACUGUGGGUAAAAGAGCCAAUGAGAAACGAACUAGGUGAGAAAAUUAGUGGUAAAUGUCCAGUGGUAAAUAGCCGUUUGAAAUUGUACACAUUAGACUGUGAGUUUAAAAAAAGAGGCCACAGCAGUCCAACACUGUUAACUCCUGUGCUUCCAAUAGCAGACCAGUUUCUCCAAAAAACACACUUAAAAUAA
Theileria orientalis strain Shintoku is the source of this 564-nucleotide messenger RNA. RefSeq lists its product as hypothetical. NCBI's taxonomy places the organism in Eukaryota, Apicomplexa, Aconoidasida, Piroplasmida, Theileriidae. The transcript has 5 exons. Bases 1 to 564 code for a protein of 187 amino acids. The record is from RefSeq and is a predicted model, not a curated record.